CUUUUUCUUAUUUUUCCCUCACUCAUAUUAAAAAAAAAAAAAAAAGAAACUCUGUGCUCCGGCGAUUUGCGGGAGAAGAAAGAAAAGGAACGAAAGUCGGAGAGAUUUUCCCGAGAAAAUUUAGAAUCGUUCGAGAAAAUAAAUAGAGAAAUUCAGAAACAGCUCUGAUCUGAGAGCAGUCUAUUGCUCUCUUGCAGUUCUUCGACGGUGGCGUUAAUGGUGUGUGUCGGUGAGGAAGAAGGAGUGCCGAACUACAUGGCGAAAGGUCCAGAAAGAUCGAGGCCUCUACUACACAAUUUCGAUUUGCCGUGUUUGAAGUGGGGGACUCAGAGACAACUCAGGUGCAUGAAAGUUAAUUCGAUCGGCGCCUUCGAAGGCGUCGCCGCCGACGACGAUGAUCAUCAGCAAUACAUGGGUUUCAGAGUCGAGACCACUCCGAUCAGUCGGCGGCGGGAAUCGGAACCUGAGAGGCGGAGAUUUCGGGUUCCGAAACCGAAAACUGCCGACAGCAACGACAGCGAGGAAGGGAUCGAAGCCCUGAGGGAGAAGCUCAUGUCGGAUCUCAAAACGGCGGCGAAUAAGUUGAAAGACGCGAUUUUGAGGGACGAAGUGGUGGCUGAAGGAGGAGACGCUGAUAAUGACACCGAGGCGGUGGUGGAGGGGUCGCCGGCGCCGGCGACCACGGCCGUCGAUUUGAGGCCGUGGAAUCUCAGGACGAGGAGGGUCGCGUGUAAGUCUUCGAACGGUGGAGGAGGUAAGGGGUUGAGAACUGAGGAGAGGAAGCCCAAUAACAACUCGCCGUUGAGGAGUGACGGCGGCAACAAUGGCGGCAAGUCGCCAAGGCCUGUGAGAGGGCUCCCUGAAAAGAAGGAUAGACCGAAGUUUUCAGUGCCGCUUGCGAGGAAGGAGAUCGAAGAGGAUUUUAUGGAGAUGCUGGGCAACAGGCCGCCUCGGAGGCCAAAAAAGCGUCCAAGGAUGGUUCAGAAGCAAUUGGAUUGUCUGUUUCCCGGUUUGUGGUUGACGGAGGUUACAGCUGAUUCGUACAAGGUUCCAGAGUUCCCUGAAAAUUGCAAGAGGUAGCAAGGGUUGUGCGGUACAAAUGGUGGGCUCUCAGGAAAGUUUCAAGUCUUGUUUAUUUUUUCUGACUUCUGGUAACUUUAUGGGGCUAAUUUACCGGGAAAUACCACAUGUUUGUGACAAUGGGCAUUUCAUACAAGUGUUGAAUCCCUGGUGACUUGUGGUAUAGGAUCAGUAGGUUUGGUAAUCUAAUUUUUUUUUUUGUUUAUUCAAUUGUAAUUCGUUUUUUUUUUUUUUUUUUUUUUUCCUUUCUUGUCUUAUUUUGAACAAUAAUUCCUUGUUAAAAAAAGAAUGGGUCAUGUUAACGAUGGAAGGGAAUUUUUUAUUAUGAGCUUGCCGUUUGUGAAUAAAUCUCAAAUCUAUUUCUUUGGACUA
Messenger RNA from Ziziphus jujuba (common jujube), 1452 nucleotides. RefSeq lists its product as uncharacterized. The coding region runs from base 217 to 1080 and encodes 287 amino acids. The transcript has 3 exons. Lineage: Eukaryota; Viridiplantae; Streptophyta; Magnoliopsida; Rosales; Rhamnaceae. The record is from RefSeq and is a predicted model, not a curated record.